This is a messenger RNA of Plasmodium gonderi, 2061 nucleotides long. Its product is annotated as proliferating-cell nucleolar antigen p120. Gene Ontology annotation, cellular component: nucleolus. Gene Ontology annotation, biological process: rRNA base methylation; maturation of LSU-rRNA. NCBI's taxonomy places the organism in Eukaryota, Apicomplexa, Aconoidasida, Haemosporida, Plasmodiidae. The coding region runs from base 1 to 2061 and encodes 686 amino acids. The record is from RefSeq and is a predicted model, not a curated record. The transcript has a single exon. Gene Ontology annotation, molecular function: RNA binding; rRNA (cytosine-C5-)-methyltransferase activity.
AUGAAUAAUUUAAAUAAAGGGGAAAAGGAGGCUUCUCUUGAGGAUGCAAAAAAUGAAGAAGGAAAUGGUGAAAACAACGGGGAAAAGUACGUAAAAACAUUUGCCCUUUUUGAAAAUGAAAACUUUGAACUGAAUGCAAGUGAUGAUGAAUACACAUCGGGUAGCGAAGAAGAGGAAGAGGAGGAGAAGGAGGGCGAUGUAUUAGAGGAGGACGAGGAUGGGAUGGGAAGUGGUUCGGAGAGUGGUAGCAUGUCAUAUGGGGAUUUGAACACCCAAGGAGAAGAAUCAGAAGAGGAGGUGGUAGAAGAGCACGACAAUAAGGAUGAUGAUAAUGAUGAUGAUAAAGAUGAUGAUGUUAGUCACCACUCGGAUGAAGCAAACUUGGUAUCGUCCAAGAUGCCACAUCAUGUGACUGACGUGCGAGCCCAAGUGGCAAAGAUGAUGAGAAAAAAAAAUAAAAGAAAGUGGAUAAAUGAAAGCGAAAAGAUAUGCUACGACAAUAUGGGGAUAUACAAAAAUGAACAAAUGAUGAAGAGCGAAGAUAUAGAAGACCGGAUGAAGUACCUACUGUUAUUGUUUAGUGAAACAAAAAAAGUAAUGAUGGUUGCACCAGGUGGAAAAUCGAAUGUAAAGAAAUCUUUGAUAAUAAAAGAACUUUUAUUUUACUAUUCGUACUACUAUGAGUAUAGCCAAGAGUUAAUAAAGUAUUUAUAUUACCUGUUUGAUUUGAAAGAACUUUAUUUUUUUUUAGAAAUAAAUAACAUACCAAAGGAAAUACAUUUACGAACGAAUAGUUUAAAAAUUACGAGAAAUAAUUUAAUGAAAAUACUUAAGAGUCAAAACAUAGCAGUGGAAGAAGGAGAAAACUGGAAUAACGUAGGAAUAAUUGUAAAUGAUGUUAAUUCAAAUGUAGGAUCCUUAAAUGAGUAUUUAUAUGGAUACUAUAUGAUUCAAUCUGCAUCUUCAUUAAUUCCUGUGUUAGAAUUAAAUGUACAACAAGGAGAAGUUGUAUUAGAUAUGUGUGCAGCACCAGGUGGAAAAUGUACGUUCAUAUGUACACUUCAAAAAAAUAAAGGAUUUGUAUACGCAAAUGAUAUUAACAAAAUGAGAUGUAAAUCAAUUGAAGCAAAUGCUGCAAGAAUGGGAAUCAGUAAUUUAAUAAUUACUUCUUUUGAUGCUUUAAAAAUUGCAAAAAAAUGGACAUUCCAAUUUGAUAAAAUUAUUUUAGAUGCACCAUGUAGUGGAACAGGAGUUGUAAACAAAAAUAAAGAAGCGAGAAGAAAAACUAUAAAAGAAAUAAGAGAAUUAGCACAAAAACAAAGAAAACUUUUAAAUAAUGCUAUCAAUUUAGUGAAAAAUGAUGGUAUUGUUGUAUAUUCAACUUGUAGUAUAACAGUUGAAGAAAAUGAACAAGUUAUAAAUUAUAUUCUAAAAAAAAGAGAUGUCAAUCUUUUACCCCUUGACACACAAAUAGGAGACCCUGGGAUUACUCAUUACAGGAAAAAAGAAUUCUCGAGCAAAAUUGCAUUAUGCAGAAGGAUAUAUCUUCACAAGCAUAACUAUGACAACUUCUUUGUUGCCAAAUUAAGGAAACGCUCCAAUAUUGUGUACUCCAAGGGAGAGAAAGAUAAACAGAAUACAACUUCGGUGCUGAAGAAGAAGAAGAAGAGGCAGAGUGGUAAUGGUGCUACGCACAAAGGAGGGAAUUCCAAAUUGGGUAAAAGCGAUCAAUUCAGUAAAAGCGAUCAAUUUAGUAAAAGCGAUCAAUUGGAUGAUGGCAGAAGUGGAGAGGAAAAAUCAAACAAUCACGCAUCCAGAGAUUCGUACGGAACACAUCGAGGGCGAGGGCGAAGGGAUAAUAAAUAUUCCAAAAAUGCAUUCAAAGUAAAAAGAAAAAAGAAAAAAUUUCGUAAAGGGAAAGGGAAUCUUAGCGAAGCACCUGUGAAAAGAGGUCAAAAAAACACCAAGAAUAGUAACAAACGGGUAAAAAAGGAUCAUAAUUUUGGUAAGAACGGACCCAAGUUUGAUAGGGGAAGGUCAAAGUUAGGCAAAAAAAAAUAA